CCCUCUUUCUUACACAAUAAUCCUCAUUAUUCCAGUAGAAGAAUUUAGCUAUCUUCUUCGUCAAAAUGUUUAAAUCUAUUCUUUUGCUCUCUUCAUCCCUCUUAUUCUUUUCUUUAAUAUGUUGUAUUCUCGAUCUCAAUAAAUAUAGAAUUUUGAAGCGACAAGCUCCGAGAUUCCCUCCCCGCGACUGGCGAGAACUUGGGCGAAUAACGAUAAUAUGGGCUGUAAUUAUUGGGUUCACCAUCUCCAUCACAGUCUCUUCAUCAACAUCAAAUACAAAACUUCUUUCUAUCCUUUCUCCUUUGCUCAAUAAGAUUAUUAUACUUAUUCAGGUAGGUAUAUUGACUUUGGGGGGUUAGUUUUGUGGCUAAAACGAAUUUAUUGGUGUACGCCAUCAACCAGAUACCUUUAUCCUUAGUUUUGAAAGGCGGAAUAUGGGAUAAAAUCAUAUUCAACAUUAUUUUCGUAUGGUUCACAAUUUUAUAUAUUAUACUCUCUGUGUUAGGUACAAGUUGUUGGUCAUUGCCAGGAGAAUUCCUCUUUCUUGCUGUUGUAAAGUUAUGGCUUCUUCUCACUUCCUACAACAAACGAUAUUGCAGAAAAAUAGGAUCUCACAAUACUUUUUUACCUGGCCUAAUCCUUGAUAUUACCAAGAAUAUACUAGCAUGUGGUGGUAGCAUCGCUAGCGCUAUCAUUGGCUAUUUCGACCAGCAGAAUGAUCCAGGGAGCUCAACAUCAAUACAAGUAAGAUAAGUGAAUAAACAAAAAAUUGGGUUAUGAAUUAACUAACUUUAUAGGCUUAUAUUCUGCUUGCUGGUCUUCUCUUUGUCUGUGGAAUAUUAGGCGAACUCUGGUGGUUAUGGAAGGUCGGGGAUCAGGAUAGUGUAGUUAUGGAAAACCAAGGGGCAAACGAUAUUAUGCAAGGUCAACUGGAAAGUGUGAAUAAUAAUUGACUGAUACAUCCAAAUUUAAUAUAUACGAUAGGGUCAAGGGAUCGGGUAGUCGUCGUAACGAGGGGCAAUGAUGACGUGGUCAAUGAAUAUCUUAUUUCCGAAGAUCUACAACGACCAUCUAGAGCUUUUGCUCUAGGUGGUCGUCAAACGCGGGUACAG
Molecule: messenger RNA, 1112 nt
Organism: Sclerotinia trifoliorum
Lineage: Eukaryota; Fungi; Ascomycota; Leotiomycetes; Helotiales; Sclerotiniaceae
Source: the annotation of a GenBank genome assembly